GUCUGGUAUCUGUCAAAUGUUUUGUGUGCGCUGUGUCAUCAUUCAUCUAGUUUUUUACUUUUCUUUUCUUUACUCAAGUUUAAUUUAGAGUUUUAGAAUAACAAUUUAAUUAUUAGAAGUUGAAUGAGGAACAAGUUUGUUUUACUUGGACUAUAGCUAUCUUUACAAAGGCGAUCGCUGUAGACGUUAUGUUUUCAGCAACUAUACAUCAGCAAUAGUUGUGAAGGACAACGAAGAAAGAGACGAAGAAACUGUCUACGCCACAGAUAUAUCUUUGAAGUGAUGUUAAGGAAAUGACUGAAAGCUCGAGCAUUUAUUCUGGGUGUUCUGGUGAAAAGUACAACAGAGCAUCUGAAUCAAGAAAUGGUUUAAAUGAGGCAAAGGAAAAGCACCUUCAUCUUCAGAGCACUGCUACCACAAUGUGUACUACUCCAGGUGAUGAUACCAAGGAUGACAAGAAGGUGUCUUGGGAGACAAUGCUACCUAGUAAUCGGACAACCACAAUAGAUGUUAGAACAUGGGGGAAAACUACCUCAAGAAGUAGACGAGCAUCUACACUGCGUCAUGCGAGCACUCCAACAGAAGAGGUUGAAUUGGGAAUGAUGCCCGAUCUUUCUCAGGGUAUUCCCAAUGAAGAAGAGAUGUGGCAAAAAAUGCAACAGAUUCGCUCUCUUCCCAUUACGAUGGCAGAAAAACGGAGACUAAAAGCUGAAUUAAAGGUAGCACAAAACCUCCGGGUUCAUGGUUUAGAAUUGAUUCGAUUCCGGCGACGACAAAUUUGGCAUAGAAUCCAUUCCUUUACAAUGCAAAUUUUUUCAUUUUUCUCUCCGUGGAAACAAACAAUUCGGUCUAUCGAAGCAAACUUUGGAACAGGUGUUGCGUCGUAUUUCCUCCUAAUUAGGUGGCAGUUGCUACUUAAUUUUCUUAUCACUUUAUUUACGGUGACUUUGAUCCUCGUUCCAUGGGAAGUUGGACAGGUUUCGUGUGAGAACUUGAAUCUCACUCUCGGACAGGCUUCGUGUGAGAACAAAAAUCGCACUGAUUUCCCUGAUGUCGACUUGCCUGUUCUAGAGGGCUGUAAUCGACCCAGCAACCGCUCUGCAUGCGAUGACAAUUGUGUGACUAAAACUGAUGAGUGCUUUCUUGACUACGGUUUUUCUGUCAUGUGUACUAUAGCGAACCAUUCUUCUGACCCUCUUCUGUUGAUUCAAGAUACAGUGCAAGGGACGGGGUGGUUGGAAUUUACCGUAGCUUUUUACGGAUACUACCAACCGGCAUUUCUUCCCUGGGGAGACGACAAAGUCUACAAUUUUGCGUUAGCAUAUCAACUUGUUGUCUACUUUGUCCUACUCUUCAGUUUGGUGUGCAUGGCAAAGUCAGUUGCUACUGGAUUCAAGGACAAUAUUGGUCUUGGUCGGUCGUGGCUUCAUCAGUUCUCUGAUUUAGCUUUUACAUCAUGGGAUUAUUGCAUUGACAGUGCCAAAGUUGCCCAAUUGAAGAAGAAAGCCAUCUUACAUGCUUUUCGUGUUGCGUUAGCAGAUAAAGAUUAUGCUAACGAAAAAGCAGGAAGAAACAUGCGCGAAAAAAUCAACCUUUUCUUCUUGAGGCUUGCAGUGAACAUUCUUGUUAUGGGAACAUUAAGUCUAGCUGCUUACAUAAUCUACUUGGUUACAACUUUCUCUGAGAUGUAUCGAAAUGAAAUUGAUCAAGGCAUUGGUUCUUUUAAGAACGUCGAAGAUUUCCGGAUUUUGAUGAUAGGAUUCCUCCCGUCAAUCGUUAUUACUGCGCUGAAUUUCCUGGUGCCGAUGCUUUUCAGAGCUUUUGUACGAUUCGAACGGUUCAGUGCCACUUUUGAAAUUAAGAUUACCCUAGCUCGGACCGUAUUGCUACGACUGGCCUCUCUUUUGGUACUUGUUCUGACCUUGUACAGCAGUUUACAAAAAUCUGGCUUGAAUUCCUCUUGUGACUCCGAUGGACUAAAACACGCACCGUGCUGGGAGACGUAUGUCGGCCAACAACUUUACAGGCUUUGCAUCUUCGAUGUUUUCGUCACUCUCUUCAUAACGCUGUUGAUUGAGCUUCCCUUGUCGUUGAUAUUUCGGCGUUCGGUGCUACCCACUAGUCGCUUGAAUUGUAUAGCUAACCCUGAGUUUAAUCUAGUCGGAAGCACCCUUGAUAUGGUUUACAGUCAGUCAAUCUGCUGGCUGGGGAUGUUUUACUGCCCCGUCUUGCCAAUAAUUACCACUGUUAAGUGUGUCAUUGUUUUCUACGUCAAAUAUUUCAGUCUACUUGUUUAUUCAUGUCCACCUUCCCGCGUUUAUGGUGCAUCGAGCUCCACUUCUCUUUUUAUGAAUGUACUGUUGGUAUCUUUCAUUUCGUGCGUUUUACCACUAGGCUAUCACGUCACUUCAUUGCGACCUUCAGUCUCUUGUGGACCAUUCCGAGGUUUUGAUACCGUUUGGUCGGCCAUAUCCAGUGAGGUGGAAACGUUGUCAGAUACAUUGAAAAAUAUUCUUUUCUUUUUUGGAUCCGCCGGAUUCUUCGUACCCGCUAUUUUGAUUUUACUGGUCGCUCUCUAUUAUUAUCGCUCUAAAGCUGUGGCGAAUCGUGCUGUGGUAGAAUCACUCACGUCACAACUGAUCCUCGAAGCGGAAGAUAAACAAUUUUUGAUUACUAGGUUAACCGCUGUUGGUAAACAGCAAUUGCACGUUUGAAUACUUUAUUGUACACCCCUCCAAUUAUUAUACCCAGAUAUGCUUGAUCGUUAACGUUUUUUCCCUCGUAAUUUACAGAACGCUAAAGCCAAAGUUGUAAUGUACCUACUCCAGCUCAAAUUUAGUUAAAUGUAUUUCAUCGCCGUCGAAAGAAUCAAAUUAAAAAAAUAAAAAACGGAAACCCUGAAAA
This is a messenger RNA of Daphnia pulex (common water flea), 2904 nucleotides long. Its product is annotated as transmembrane channel-like protein 7. Gene Ontology annotation, molecular function: mechanosensitive monoatomic ion channel activity. The transcript is spliced from 9 exons. NCBI's taxonomy places the organism in Eukaryota, Metazoa, Arthropoda, Branchiopoda, Diplostraca, Daphniidae. Gene Ontology annotation, cellular component: plasma membrane. The coding region runs from base 294 to 2714 and encodes 806 amino acids. The record is from RefSeq and is a predicted model, not a curated record.